AUGGAGAAACGAGCCAAUAUCUAUUCCUCUCGACCGGAGAUCGUCAUCAUGGGUGAUAUGUUCAACUGGACUGUGAAUAAUCAGCAUUCAGUCGUGGGCUCUCAAGCGAUCCGCACCUAUCGCGACAUUCAAGCCGCAGAAUCUAAAAUCCUGCGGAUUAUGUCUUUCAUCUCGAAAGCGUGCUCCGUGGCCUCCAUCUUUGGCUGGGGACGUCGUAUCGUGAGGAAAAACGAUUACGUGGCCAAGCAAGCGCUCGAAGUGAUGGCCAAUGCGGUCGACGUUAUCAUCCCCGGCCCAUACUGGAUGGAGUCUCUACCAUUCUUGACCAAGUUACCCAAGUGGCUUUACCCCCUGCCACGAGCCAUCCAAGACCAAGCCAGUCUGCUCUCACGCUACUUCUAUGCUCUAUCUCUUGAAGGAUCUGAAGGGAAAGAAGGCAGCUUUUCUAUGCGACUCAUCGAAGAACAAAAUUCCAACGGUCUAUCCAACGAGGAGGUGGCAAGCUUGACCUCGAACUUGAUCGGGGGGCGGCGUUGA
Rhinocladiella mackenziei CBS 650.93 is the source of this 537-nucleotide messenger RNA. RefSeq lists its product as uncharacterized. The record is from RefSeq and is a predicted model, not a curated record. Gene Ontology annotation, molecular function: iron ion binding; heme binding; monooxygenase activity. The transcript is spliced from 3 exons. Lineage: Eukaryota; Fungi; Ascomycota; Eurotiomycetes; Chaetothyriales; Herpotrichiellaceae. Bases 1 to 537 code for a protein of 178 amino acids.